This is a messenger RNA of Entrophospora candida, 125 nucleotides long. NCBI's taxonomy places the organism in Eukaryota, Fungi, Glomeromycota, Glomeromycetes, Entrophosporales, Entrophosporaceae. The record is from the annotation of a GenBank genome assembly.
AUGAACAAGAUGUAAUGGAUAUAAAUAAUUUACUUCCGAUUGUUAAAUUUACUUCUAAUAAAGAGGAAGAUAUUGAUUUAAUGGAAUGGAAGUUAACAAUAGAUGAAGUUGUAAUGUCAAGUUGA